Molecule: messenger RNA, 1130 nt
Organism: Saccostrea cuccullata (small rock oyster)
Lineage: Eukaryota; Metazoa; Mollusca; Bivalvia; Ostreida; Ostreidae
Exons: 6
Coding region: 119-865 (248 amino acids)
Source: RefSeq, a predicted model, not a curated record
UUCAGCAUCAAUAGCAGAGAUGACAUAGAUAAAUGGACCAAAGUAGGAUAGGAAGAAAAGACUUGUGCUUAAGGAAAAGGAAAACUAUUCGUAGAGCUGAUUUACGUAUUCCUACACAAUGAGUCUACUAGAAUGUCCACCAUUGUUCAGUCUCCCCAAAACAGAAACUGCGCAUGCUACACCGGAUAUCAUACUUAACACACGUGAUCGAUAUUUUGGAGCGGAAGUCAUAAUUUCCUGUCCAGGCGAAUACCAUGUCGUUGGAAAAAGUGCUGCUAAAUGUUUAGAAUCUGGAAGCUGGGAUCUCGAUAAACUACCUCACUGCUCUGAUGUAACAUAUGGAGUCCCGGAUUCCACGAAGCUCUAUAUCGCCGUCUUCGCUAGCUGUGGUGUUCUUGUCAUCCUCUCCUUUGCCGUCCUCAUCGCUAGAAUCCUCUGUGUUUUUCGAAGACCACUUGCACAAAGCUCUAGAGACGAUCUAGGUAAAAGCACGGAAUCUGUUGCUUCUAUUCGAUAUUUCCCACAAGAUGCACAGUAUCAGGAAACUGUGGUAGAUAUGCCUCAAAAGGACGGAAGGUUCGAGAGUUUCUGUAAUCCGGGUUACGUGAGCAACGAGGCGUAUCCACAUACACGCUGGCACAAUGAGCAGCAUGCGCAUAACGGUUGGGGAGGCAGACAAUCCAGUUAUGAUAGUUCAUUGGAUAAUGAAUCGUCAUUAGGUUAUAUAGUAGACGAGCCUGAUGAUACACAGAGGGCAUGGAAUUCUACCGGAAGCACAGAAAUUUACGAAAACGACAGGUAUAACAGACUUUCACGUCAGUCACGAAUACAAGAAGUCAUAGAAGAUGAUAGGACACCAUUUUGAGUUGCUGCUCUUAUUCAGUAAUUAGAAAAUAUUGGACUUAAAAUCUAAUUCAACUGGAUACUUGUACAGACUUUGUGUGCCAAGUACAUGUAACCAUGGAUAUUUUUCAUAACAAGACGUCAUUUUGCUACUUUAUAAAUGAUAUGUAAAGAUCUGUAUUGCCUAAUUUAUUGUAUUCCACGUGGACCUGUGAUAUUCUAGUUUGACAAUUGUUUUGUAGAUAUUUCUAUUAUUUUACAUAAAAUAUCAAUAAAUGAGAUUGAUU